AUGUCAUCAAGCGUCUUCUUGCACUUCUGCUGUUGUUUUGUUGUUUGGCCCCUCUCUUGGCCACUGUCCCUGGAGUUGGAGCGGUCUCGGGAGCUGGACCUGGAUCGGGAACUGGAUCGGGACUUGGAACGGGCCCCGUCUGGUGAUGCAGAGCCCUCACGGUCCGUGCUGAACCAGCGUCACUUGAGGAUUCCACGGCAGAAAUUACGUGUGCCACCUAACAAAUCUAGUGAUGAUUCUGACGCGCAAGACGUGCGGCAGUUGUUAAUGACCAUUAACGGAAAGCUUGACCAGCUGUUGCCACUCCGAGAGGUAGUUGAAGGCAUUGAAGACACUUUACAAUUUCUGAGCGAACAGUACGAUGAACUGCAACAACGAACGGAGCGAAAUGAAAAUGAGAUCAAGGAUCUAAAACGCAGAACCGAAAGAGUUGAGGGAAACGAGAGCGAUGUCAAUCAGCUUCACGCUGAAAUUGACCAACUUGAAUGGAGGAGCCGCCGCUUAAACCUGGAAUUUCAUGGGAUUCAACACUCUGAAAAAGAAAACCUGCUCGAAAAGCUAAACGACGUAGCCGUGCAGCUCGAACUUCCACAGCUCUCAGAAAAUGACGUUGUUUCAGUUCACCGGCUGCCGUCAAAGAAAGAAAAUAUACCGGGUAUAAUCUGUCGCUUCGCGAAACAAGCAGAUAGGGACCGCUGGUGGAAAAGCAGACAGAAGUUGCGUGAAUCGAAAGACGAUGUAUUCCUGCUUGAAAAUGUCACGAAAACGACCCGCGAUUUGCUCUUUCAGACAAAGAUAUGGGCGAAGCGAGCAAACUGCAAAUAUGUGUGGCACAGCAACGGCCGCGUUCUUGUCCGAAAAACCGACGGUGAACGCGCAGUAGCUGUUUCUACCGAGAGGCAUCUUGAUAAACUCGCUUAAAAACAGUUCUUGAUAACGAUGGCUUGUGCAAGGGGGGAGACUUGCAUAUUGCCACAAGUAUUCAGUCAGCAUUUAGGCAAAAAAUUUCAGCAAUCCUUUAAAUGCUUUCAUCUAAACAUCCGCUCAGUUUCUAAUAAGAAAAACGACCU
Messenger RNA from Dermacentor andersoni, 1070 nucleotides. RefSeq lists its product as uncharacterized. NCBI's taxonomy places the organism in Eukaryota, Metazoa, Arthropoda, Arachnida, Ixodida, Ixodidae. The record is from RefSeq and is a predicted model, not a curated record.